Messenger RNA from Jaculus jaculus (lesser Egyptian jerboa), 1453 nucleotides. It is a transcript of the gene Cdc42ep2, whose product is annotated as CDC42 effector protein 2. The transcript has 2 exons. The record is from RefSeq and is a predicted model, not a curated record. Lineage: Eukaryota; Metazoa; Chordata; Mammalia; Rodentia; Dipodidae. Bases 419 to 1063 code for a protein of 214 amino acids.
AGGGCGGGGACCGCAGGACCACGAGUUCCCAGCCCGGCUCGGGUCUCCCAGCUCAGCUCCGCCGCUGCUCCGCUCCCUGGCUCCGCCGUCAGCUUCCCCACGCUCCUCAGCCCUGGACUCAGGAGAGACCCUUGGGGACAAAACCAAAAGUACAUUACAGCUGAACAAGAUCUUCACCUUCAAUUCUCCCAAGAGGAUUUUGGGGAGAAAGUCACACCCUGACUUUAGUGGUCUUUAUUUUUCCUUUUUCUAACUCCUUGGGCCAACUUUGACAUCUUUCCUCUAGUCUUUGUCCUUUGGAAAAUCCUAGCAUCUAAGAACAGCCUUCUGGAGGCAGUGUUUUGGGUUGGGAGUUUUCAGAGGAGGCGUUACAAGCAAGCUGUGGAUUGGGCAGUCAAUACUGUGUGUUGAGGUCACCAUGUCCACAAAGGUCCCCAUCUAUCUGAAGCGUGGCAGCCGCAAGGGCAAGAAGGAGAAGCUGCGGGACCUGCUAUCCUCAGACAUGAUCAGCCCACCACUGGGGGACUUCCGUCACACCAUUCAUAUCGGCAGCGGUGGUGGUGAUGACAUGUUUGGAGACAUCUCCUUCCUGCAAGGCAAGUUCCACCUCCUGCCAGGAACAGCAGUGGAAGAGCCUGAGGAGGAUGGCAGCUUUGACCUCCCCUUCCAGUUCACCCGUACUGCCACGCUGUGUGGGCGGGAGCUCCCCAACGGGGCAUCACCUCUGCUUAAGAAUGCCAUCUCCCUCCCAGUCAUUGGUGGUCCCCAGGCCCUCACCCUGCCCACAGCCCAGGCCCCACCCAAGCCCCCUCGCCUGCACCUGGAGACUCCGCAGCAUUCCCCACAGCCCUCCCCGGAGGAAGCAGGAAAUGUGGACAUCUGGAGGAUUCCAGAAGCUGGCUCAACCCACAAUGGGUUGACCCCAGAGUCAGAAGUUGAGGAGCCCUUCCUGUCCCAUGCCAGCUCUUUGCUGUCUCUGCACGUGGACCUAGGGCCCUCCAUCCUAGAUGACGUUCUUCAGAUCAUGGAUCAGGACCUGGACCGAGUACAGAUCCCCACAUAGGCCCCUUGGCUGACCAGGCAGGGCACCAGUUGAGAUGAUGCCAGUGAUUAUCACUUUGGGCCUUUGUUUCCCUCCCUCCCCCGAAAGGGCUCAGAAUGCCAUCUUGCUUUCUUCUAACAACCCACAGGGGCCACGUGCAGAAGUCAGCUCAGUGUCCUGAGCAUCUUGGGUCACCUGGAUUGCCAUUGCCAGUUGUCCCCUCUUCCCUCGGUGCUUUUGGGGCAAGGGUCUACUGAAAUGGACCUCUUUUUUCUGCUUCAGCCUCAUUGGAUGCCCUGAUUGGGAGGUGGGGGAAGAGGUAGGCUGUUCCUGACUUCUAUGCCCUGCCUCAUGAGCUUUCCACACAAGACCAGGUGAUUCUGGUUGCAAUAAAACCUGCUGCUGCUGGUG